Messenger RNA from Synchytrium microbalum, 405 nucleotides. RefSeq lists its product as uncharacterized. The record is from RefSeq and is a predicted model, not a curated record. NCBI's taxonomy places the organism in Eukaryota, Fungi, Chytridiomycota, Chytridiomycetes, Synchytriales, Synchytriaceae. Gene Ontology annotation, cellular component: respiratory chain complex IV; mitochondrion. The transcript is spliced from 2 exons. Bases 1 to 405 code for a protein of 134 amino acids.
AUGAGUAGCAAGCAACCACCAACACGGUCAUCACGUACCAAAUGCUGGGCAGCUCGAGAUGCCUACUUUGCGUGUCUAGAUUCUCACUCUCUCUGGCUGCGGGGACUAGCUCCUAAAACACAUGCAGAGGUGGUGGAAGUCGAUCCAACUGCUCCUAAAAUAACGCCAAUGACCGACAAGUCACUCUCUAGACAAGAAUUAAAGAAUCUAUAUGCUUGUGGAAGUGAGGGCAAAGUGUUUGAAAAAGAAUGUUUGGCUAGUUGGGUAAUGCAUUUCAGUCUAUUACGAGUCAAGGAUUUACAGACUCAAGCUCUGAAAAAAAAGCUUGACGAACGUGAAAAGGACAGGGAAUCCAACGAUUCUGGGUUUUGGGAAAAAGCCGCAUCGCCAACUGCUAAACAAUGA